Molecule: messenger RNA, 1839 nt
Organism: Ilex paraguariensis (yerba mate)
Lineage: Eukaryota; Viridiplantae; Streptophyta; Magnoliopsida; Aquifoliales; Aquifoliaceae
Source: the annotation of a GenBank genome assembly
ACUACACGCAGUUUAUAGGCUAUAGAAAUACAAUUUCCUUAUUUACCCACUGCCUUCAAUCAUGGAGGAACAUAUGAAAGGGCAAAAACUUAGAAUCCGAAGGAAAUGCACAGGCACAUUCCAUCAUACCAACAGUUACAUUGCAAGGAAAUAGGCUUGACAUCAAAUCAUCCAAUAUACAGUGAUACAGAUAUUCACAGAGGACUAGGGUUUAUUUUUUACAUCUGGCAAUCACAUUCCUUUGCAGCAUGGUUAAUAGAGUUGACCAGUCAUUGAACCUAGAUCAUGAAAGAAUGAUAACUUGCUUAUAUGUAUAUGUAUACAAGCUACUGUAUGCACAUAUACAUAUAGUUUUAACUAGUGUUAAUAUUGUUGAAAGAGAAACUCCAAACCUAACAAAACUGUGCCCAGGCCGCCGCCUGGGAGUCAGAUGCUUAGGUGGGUGAUUCAGCAAGAAGAAGGGUGUGCCACCAGCCACAUGCGACAUUUUUUGCUACAUAACCAUCGAUUGCAACUUGGGAUGGAAUAUUACGGUCAAUCACAUCACCUAAACCAAGCUGUAUCAAGCAAGAACUGAUAAAUCAAAAAAGUAACAAGACAACGAAAACUAUAUAAGGGAGUGCUGUGAUAAUUGUGGAGCCUCCAAACACUUGAACGCCAGGAAAACAAUAUGCAAUUGAUAAUUGGAUCAAAAAGUUUGUCACAUUACCUGACCAUACUUGUUCCACCCCCAGCAGAACACCUUGCUAUCCUCUUCACGGAACAAAAGCAGACGGUUAAUAAUGAAAAAGCUCUGCCCACAAGAUUUUAUUUCUGGUAUGACAUUGUUAGUAACUGUAACAGGUGUGUCAAGGAUUUUAUGAUAUUUAAACUUUACUGGAAUCAUAUCCACCCAAGUUGAGUUUCACUCCACCCUUUGUGGAGCUUCACAUUUUCAUAUUUCUUGCCCCAAGCAUAUCAACUAAAGACGGUCCUCAAUAAAUUCUAGUUAGUUAUCCACUGAAAACCUCUCUCUUCACCACUCAUUUGCAUAACUUCAAGAACUCAUGCAACACUUUAUCUUAGAAAGCUUUGAGUAAGUUUAGCUACAUGUGAAGAAACUAAACGAUAGAAAAGUUGAAACUUAACACAUAGUUGAAAUUGUAAUGGUUGACAUGAAUAUGACACCAAAAUUUUACUUCUUUUUCUGUGUUUUCACUAAAACCAGACACAGCAUUUAGACAAAUCCCUGCCUGAAAAAUUGGUAUUAGGAGUUUUCUCACAAUUAUGUGGGUUCUUUAAAUCCAUCAAAAUUUUAAGAAUUUUCAACCUCGUCUUUUUCUGUUCGCCAGCUAGGCUAUAUCCACAACUAGUCAGCAGCUGUCCAUGCAAUCCAAAUAUGUAAUAAAAAACUGAAGGUAGUAUAUGAUGCCUCACACCAAAAUUGGUCCCCUCACCAUUCUCUCUCACUCUCUCUCUCUCACACUAGAAAUACUUGCGAUAGAGGCUUCUCAAACCAGCAACAGCAAACACAGCAUCUGCUCCAUAUUUAUGGAAAAAUUUUAUAUCAUAGGGUAUCAUGGGGACCCUAGUUACCCCAUGUCGUCGCUGGCCCAGUUUAGAGUUGGCAUAGUUGCUAAUAUUCAACUUUUUACUUUUUUCGUCCAUCUAAUUAGUUGUAGCCUAAAAGAAAAUCUCCAAGGGAGCUUAAAUGAACUCCUAAUAUAUCGUGGUUCCUCCAGAAACUGGUAAGGCCCAAACAUGAGCUUGGCAGGAGUCAAAUUUUCCCAAACAAGUGAUUGUUUUAUUUCAAGGCGGCAAAAAUAAUUAAUAAUCAAAAUAUGAAAACAGAUUACAUAC